AUGGCUUUCGCAAAGGAAUUGUGGGAGACGCUGCGCGCUGCUGUGUGGGGAGCGUUCUUCCCCUUCCUCUUGUUCGCACAGGUCGUAGUGCCUGUGUACCUUAUCGACGUCAGGCUGACGAUGUUCGUGCUGGCGGCCAGGGACGAUGAGGGCUGGGCUAUGUAUAACAUGCCCAAGGACUCGGGCACAGCUCUGGGUGCCGCUAUCGCCGUCGCCGUCCUCUCCAAGGUUUUUCUUUUGCUGUGGGUGAUUCCGCUUGGGUACUGCCUUUGGAGCUAUUACUGGGUAGCUCGCCGGUGGAAACCGGUUUCGGCACCAAAGACACCUACCAAGCAGGUCAAAGCCCAUAGUCAAGAACGGCGGUAUUGCGACCGCUGUAAGAUUUUCCGUGGUGACCGGACCUACCAUUGUCGAGACAACGAAAAAUGUCUCCCAUACUACGAUCACACCUGCUUCUGGUGGACAGGUGGUGUAUGGCUACACAACGUCCAGGCCUAUGUGGUCUUCCUCUUUUUCCUCCCGGUAUAUCACCUUUACAUCUUUGGCAUCAGCCUGUGGGUUCUUAUCAGCCCAAAAAAGUACCUUCAAGCCAAUGUGUACAUCGCUCUUGGGGUACCUUCUAUCCUCGCACUGCUCAUCUCUGGUGGAGUUGCCUUCGUAUACAUACGGCACCUCGUGUUCUGGAACAUUCUGGAUAACGAGGUUGAUCAUGGGGUUUGGUACCUCAACGAUGACGGUGAAGCCCAAUUCUGGGAUCCAAAGAAGGAACACUCUUCGACAAAUCCUUGGAGCAAAGGCUGGCGUGCAAAUCUUCGAGCCUUCUUCAGCAAUGAGCUCCGGGACACCAUAGAGUGUUACCACCAAGAAGAAAUGCCUAUCCUGCUUCGCCCUCUCGAAGUGACCUCUCGAAGGGCGAAUGCUUCAAGCACUGGAUUCGAGUCAGACAUCGAGCUUGGCACCCUCGUUCGUCGAUCCCAAUCCACAGCUUAA
Molecule: messenger RNA, 990 nt
Organism: Didymosphaeria variabile
Lineage: Eukaryota; Fungi; Ascomycota; Dothideomycetes; Pleosporales; Didymosphaeriaceae
Exons: 2
Coding region: 1-990 (329 amino acids)
Biological process (GO): protein targeting to membrane; peptidyl-L-cysteine S-palmitoylation
Cellular component (GO): endoplasmic reticulum; Golgi apparatus
Molecular function (GO): protein-cysteine S-palmitoyltransferase activity
Source: RefSeq, a predicted model, not a curated record